Molecule: messenger RNA, 5049 nt
Organism: Ctenopharyngodon idella (grass carp)
Lineage: Eukaryota; Metazoa; Chordata; Actinopteri; Cypriniformes; Xenocyprididae
Gene: slc5a3b
Product: solute carrier family 5 member 3b
Exons: 2
Coding region: 523-2643 (706 amino acids)
Biological process (GO): inositol metabolic process; transmembrane transport; myo-inositol transport
Cellular component (GO): plasma membrane
Molecular function (GO): D-glucose:sodium symporter activity
Source: RefSeq, a predicted model, not a curated record
GCGGAAGAACGAAGAAACGGAUGGAUGUUUAUAAAAGGCGCGUUCACAGCACCAUUCAUUCCGAAGGACUGAAAUCUACAAUUUCUGAACUUUUCAAGACCUUUUUGACAGCGAACAUAUCCUGCAACCUUCUGCGUGUAAGCUGUCAGAAACUGAUGUGGAGGAUCACCUCGCUUGGAGCAGUUCAUUCGUUCUAGGAACACACGCUAAUCAAUUCUUUAUUUCAAGAAUAUGUCAAAAAUGGAAUGUAAACUCUUGCCAUUUCUAGACCAGAAGCCAGAGACAUCCUCCCCAAAAUAACUCUUGUGCUUCAUGAGAGCACCGUUGGAUUACCAAUCAAAUCUAAACCAAACACAAACCAAAUAGAAAUUCAUCUGACAGAUGGCGGAUGCUUCCGUUUCCUUCUAGAAAGACAGCAAACCAAAGGAAUAAGAGAUUUUAUGUGCAUUUGCUUGCAUCUUUACUCAAAUAAACCUAUUUUUUCAGACAAUUGCAUUUUGAACUGUGAUAGUAACUUUAAACAUGUUAAAUAAAGGACCAAUGAUGGAGGCGGCGGACAUUGCAGUUGUUGCACUUUAUUUUGUACUUGUGCUUGUAAUUGGUCUGCUCGCCAUGUGGAAGUCCAACCAUAGCUCUGUCAGUGGCUACUUCCUGGCUGGUCGAACUAUGAAUUGGGUGGUGAUAGGCGCCUCACUGUUUGUCAGCAACAUCGGCAGCGAGCAUUUCAUUGGCCUCGCUGGUUCUGGUGCAGCAAGUGGUUUUGCAGUGGGCGCCUGGGAGUUCAAUGCCCUCCUUCUUCUGCAGCUGCUCGGCUGGGUGUUCAUCCCAGUCUACAUCCACUGUGGAGUUUACACCAUGCCAGAGUACCUCUCCAAGCGCUACGGAGGCAAGCGGCUAAAGAUGUAUUUUGCUGCCCUCUCACUUCUGCUGUACGUCUUUACUAAACUCUCAGUGGACUUGUACGCAGGAGCUCUUUUCAUUCAGGAGUCUCUUGGCUGGAAUCUCUACCUAUCAGUCGUCUUGCUUAUCACUAUGACUGCCUUCCUGACAGUGACCGGUGGACUGGUUGCUGUGAUCUACACAGACACUCUACAGGCCGUGCUCAUGAUUGGCGGUGCAUUGACCCUUAGCAUCAUGGGUCUGAUCAAGGUAGGCGGUUUGGAAGGGGUGCGGGAAAAAUACAUGGAAGCGGUCCCCAAUGUCACCGCCAUCCUGGCUAACAGCAACUUCAGCUUCCAGUACACAAACUCCUGCCGAAUCCAUCCCAAGCCAGAUUCUCUCAAGCUCCUACGAGGACCGCUUGAUGAGGACAUCCCUUGGCCAGGCUUUCUGUUGGGUCAGACACCCUCAUCCAUUUGGUACUGGUGUGCUGACCAAGUCAUCGUCCAGAGAGUCUUAGCUGCCAAGAAUAUCGUCCAUGCCAAAGGCUCCACACUUAUGGCAGGAAUGCUUAAGAUCCUUCCCAUGUUUAUCAUCGUUAUUCCAGGAAUGAUUUCACGAAUACUGUUCCCAGAUGAGCUGGCAUGCAUCGGACCAGAGCACUGCAUGGCUGUUUGUGGCAGUCAAGCUGGCUGUUCCAACAUCGCCUACCCUCGGCUGGUCAUGAGCGUGAUGCCGGUGGGUCUCCGAGGGUUGAUGAUGGCUGUGAUGAUCGCUGCCCUCAUGAGCGACCUGGACUCGAUUUUUAACAGCGCUAGCACCAUCUUCACAUUGGACAUUUAUAAAAUGCUGCGUGUAUGUGCAUCCUCCCGUGAGCUGGUGGUGGUCGGCAGGAUGUUUGUGAUCUUCAUGGUGGCUAUCAGCAUCGCUUGGGUGCCUGUCAUUAUUGAGAUGCAAGGAGGUCAGAUGUACCUGUACAUCCAGGAAAUUGCAGGAUACCUCACACCUCCCAUUGCUGCCCUCUUUUUACUCGGAGUCUUCUGGAAACGUUGCAAUGAGACCGGUGCAUUUUGGGGCGGUAUGACUGGGUUUGUGCUAGGCACCACCCGCCUUAUCCUUGGCUUUGUAUAUCGUGAGCCAAGAUGUGACCAGCCAGAUGAGCGUCCAGCUUUCAUUACUCAUAUCCAUUACAUGUACGUUGCUGCUGGGCUGUUUUGGAUUUCCGGGCUGGUGGCUGUGGGUGUCAGUCUGUGCACACAACCACCAGAAGUGGAGAAGGUCAAGCGUACCACAAUUUGGGGCUUGAGAAAGCUGCUUAAGGUUCCUGUGACUGAACGAGAGGAGAUGUACAAACUCACUAAUGGCAAUGGUGUCCUAAAGAAAGAUGUGCCUGAGGAUGUCCAGAAGGAGAGAUGUCUUGAUGGGGCUGACAUGAAACUCCUUAUGCCCUCGCCUUGUAACCAAGAUCCUGCGACCCCCAGCACAGAGGCAUCCACACCAAUGGAGCUGUACAGCAAUGGUCAUGCAAAGCUUGUGAAAGAGAAGGAUGAAGUCAAGUGUGAUGAAGAGAGCUGCCUGCAAGUAUUUGACUGGAUUUGUCAUAAGGAGAAAAGGUCUUUUGUCAAACCCAAAGUCAUUGAAGAAGAUGAAGAUGCUCUCCGUCAAAUGCUUUAUGAAUCCCCAAAGAUCAAGCUGUUACUUAACUUAGGCCUUGUAUUGGUUUGUUCAGUGGGUGUCUUCAUGUUUGUGUACUUCUCCUUGUAAUGUGGCCUGCGUGAAAGACAGCACAUUUUAUAUGAACUAUUUGUUUUUAUAAGUCAUCUAGGGUCUGUAAUAUUUACAGUGUAAUUUCUUUCGUUUUAUAAUUUCCUUUUGGGGAUCAUUCUGAUAGAAGUUAUUUAUUGUUUCUCCUUGGCUCUGUGUCACAAGUCACUCCUUGAAAAUAUUUAAACUCUUCCUUGUGGUAUGUUGAUGACCAAAUGCAUUAUUGAAACAAGAGCUUUUAUAUAGCUUAUGGUUGGUCGAGUUAAGCAAUUGUAGGAUUUGCUGUUUUUCUCCUUGGUGAAUUUUGCCUUAAUAUUGUCACUAGUGUAACUGGAAUUGUAUUUCCUCUUUAUGUGAAAUGGAAAUUGUGAAAAUUAUGAAUUUUAAUUGAGAAAAGUUGGGAAAUUUAUCAUAAUAUUCAAAGAUUUUAUUUAAAAAAAUCUUUUGCAUAAAAAGAUGUCAUAUCACUAAAGUGUUGUGCCGUCUGAUUAAACCUGGUACCUUGCUGUACAUUCCCAAAUACAAGUAAGACUAUUUAGGUCCAUUAAUGUAAAUUGUAACUGUAACUCUGUAUGCAAUUUGUUGUAUUUUUCUGAGUACUUUCAUUUCUUUGUAUUUAGAGCUACUUUCAUUGAGGGUGAAAAAACACCAAAAUGCCUUUUGUGCAGAGCAUAAGCUGUAAAGACCCUGCUUUGUCUUUAUUUUGGGAAUAUAACAUAGUUAAUGUGAAAAAUGCUUUCAAGAUGUUUUCGAUCCAAAACAAAUCAACUAUAAAAUGCACAGACUGGCUAUGUGGAUGUUACUGAAUGACCCUAAGAACCGCCACAGGAAAGACUCUAGCUCGAGAGCACUGUCAUUAAUGUUGUAAUCUGAUAAUAUGAUAUCCCAAAACAGGUUAUUAAGACUGGGAUGUCCGAUUUUGAUUGCUGCGCAAAAUAAUAUCUUGUUCUUCUAGAAGAAGAAUUUGAGUAUGGCUGCGGUAACAGGCAUUACCUGUUGUUGAUCUGUUGUUGAAUGCUCUGUUUGUUCAGACAAAGGAGAACUGGUGGAUGGCCUUACUGAAAAUGAAAUGGGCGUGAGGGAUUUUGUAAACAGAUGUAACUUUUUUUUUUUUAAGUGCAAACUCACAAUGUUGUAUUAAUAAAUGUAUUAAUACUUUGAUAUCCAAGCCCAUAAUUUUAAUGAAAAUUGAACCCAAAGGUGCAGCAAAAUUAUUAUGAAGAGGUGCAACGUUUAUUUUGUGUCUCAUACUUUUUUUAUCGGCCUUCAAAAAUCCUUUUCAUCAUAACCAAAUAAAAUAAACUGGGGUUGAAUUGGCUGAUCAUUGUUUUACAUUUUAAAUUAAAAUUGUAUUUUUUUAAAUCCAUUUUUAUAAAAAUAUCUUUGUAUUGGAAAAGAGGUAAAUAAAUAAAAUGAAAGUUCAAUAGAGACCUUGUUCUUUUAUGCUUCUUUCCCCCAAAUUAAUGAUUUGGUUUUGGACUCUUGUGUUCCUUGUCAAAGUUACUGAAGUGAUUCCCAUUUCUUUGCAACUAACAGUUAAUCUUGUUCUGGUUCAUAGCGUUUAUUAUAACUGAAUCACUGAAGUCAAUACUGUGGUUGACCUCAAUCUCAGUGAAGCAAUACAGUUAUAUUAUUGCUUAAGGUGUAAUAAAUUAACAUAAAUGUAAAAUUACAAAAUUUGGGACAUGUUAUUAUCUGAGGCCUAAUAGUUUGUACUCAUCAUCCAAAACUGAUAUGAUCUCUUUGAAUUUACAAAAUAUCAAUUUUCUUUUAUUUCUUUUAUUUGUAGUAGACAGAGCAUCUUAUAGCACACACUGAACACUUGUAUGCGUAGAUGUCAUUUUUUUUCUGCCAAUACCAUACUAACUUGCUUGUUGGUUUUGGAUACACUACAGAUUUUCAAACCAAAACCCAAAGUUUUUGAAUAUUUAUCCAUGCACUUAGAAGUAAAUGAUCUUCUUCUUUUUUUUUUUUUUUGAAGGCACUUUUAUGUUGUGUUUGAUAAUGUGAAUUUUAAUAGACUGUUAUGUUAGUUCAUUUAACAUCAUCCUCUAAGAUACUUUUUUUUAACAUGGCCUUUCAUGACAACAAAAGGGUUUUGUGUUUUAUUUGAUUUCAAUGGAUCUUGUUUUACAUUUGUACAUUUGUAUUGAAUGGUGUGUAGAUACCAGAUAUUUCUUUUGUGUUUUAGUUUAGAAUGUGUACAUCCCUUAAGAUUCCGUUUGUUGCAUAAUAUGGGCUUUAUCGAUUCAUUGUGAAACAUUCCAUAAGCUAAAAAGAUGCUUAAGGAGUUUAUUGCUUUCAAUCUCUGAUCUAAUCAGACAUACACAAAUGAUUUGUACAUUUGCUACUUUUAUUAUCAAAAGUUGCGGGUGAAUAAAAAGACAUUCAUUUGAGAACGACAAA